UCGGUUUAAAUGCCAAGCAAAGCAGUCACGUCUCCCAGAUCUCCCCACCACCCGUCGCAAGACAAUCCCCCCUCUACCUUCUCGACCCAAUCCCAAGCUCCCACCCAUCCGGCCAUGUCGAGACCCCUCCUCCUCUUUGCCGCCCUCGCCGUCGCCGUCGCCGCCCCCGCCGUCGCCGCCCCCGCCCGCGUGGGGAUGCCGGGCGGGUGGAGCGCGAUCCCGGACGUGAGCGACCCGCACAUCCAGGAGCUGGGCGGGUGGGCACUGGGGCAGGCGAAGCGGACGCGGCUGGCCGGCGAGGGGCUGCAGUUCCGCCGCGUGGUGCGCGGGGAGCAGCAGGUGGUGUCCGGGAUGAACUACCGCCUCUACGUCGACGCCGCGGACGCCGCGGGGCGGAGCGCGCCCUACGUCGCCGUCGUGUACGAGCAGGUCUGGACCAGCACCCGCGAGCUCACCUCCUUCAGCAAGGCGCCCCGCGCCAACUGAAUCGUCCGUCCAUGCCAUGACCCACCCCGGUGACCCCGGAUCGGCGGCCGACGACGACGGCGUCGGCGCCAUCUCUUCUCUCCUCCAUGUUAAUUAGUAAUUACAUCUAGCGAACAUUACUGCUGCUAGUAUAUGCUGCCAGUGAAUGAGUACUGCGUUUUACUACUAGUUGCUGUUGUGGGGUUAAUCUGUGACCCAGCUAUGUGGAUGAACAUGCGCGUAAUCGAUCGAGGCUAUGUGCUAGAAGUAGAACUAUACUGCUGGACUUGUACUAUAAUGACGUAAUCAAGAGUUUGUGUGCCUGUGUUGGCUCUUGUGUUAACGGAGUUUCGUAUUGAUGUU
Panicum virgatum (switchgrass) is the source of this 828-nucleotide messenger RNA. RefSeq names its product cysteine proteinase inhibitor 8-like. Gene Ontology annotation, molecular function: cysteine-type endopeptidase inhibitor activity. The record is from RefSeq and is a predicted model, not a curated record. Lineage: Eukaryota; Viridiplantae; Streptophyta; Magnoliopsida; Poales; Poaceae. Bases 10 to 486 code for a protein of 158 amino acids. The transcript has a single exon.